AUGAUCCGAACCAUUACCGGACGAGACUUGUGUGAGUUAUUUGAUGCCGAAGCUAGACGACACCUCGAACAUGAUAUAGAUGUGCCAUCUUUGCCUACCGCUCAAGGCUCCGUCAUCAUGUUCAUGAACAGUGCAUACUUCGGGCGAGACCGCGCAGGCGCCGUUUACCGACACCUAGGGUAUGAUAUGUUGGAUCGCCUUGCAAUCCCUGCAAGGCUUUCACAGAUUUCUGAUCCGGAAGAGAAAAGAGCAUAUUGUAGGGCUGUGUGGGGCGUCUAUUGCUACGAAAGCAUAUUGGCAGCACUGCAGAACAAGACGCCGGCUCUCCGAAAACCGACUGUCCCACGAUUGUUUCAUGAGCAAGUAGAACCAUCAGGGCCUGUUGAGAACGUCGAUCUAUUUGGCCAAGCAUUCACAAGCGCUUCACCUCGCCCUCAAUUCGCACCCGGGGUCCUGAGCGCAGCGUGCGAUCUGAAUAUAUUGCAGAAUGAAAUCAUACAGUACAACGAAGACUUGCUCAGGUCUGGGAACGAGAAUGACCUUACGAUAAGGAAAGGACUUUACAACAAGGUCUUAGCAUGGCGGAAGUCACUGCCAAACCAUUUAUUGAACGAGUUGAACUAUACCCCAGGUACUAGUCUGUUAAGAGUACACUACGAAGAGGUAGCCAUCUUCGCACUACGGUUCUUGCAUUAUAAGACCAAUUUCAUAGAUCACACAACAGUGGAUGAGCUCCGUGUCACACACUGUCAACGUAUCGUAGAGACAGUAGAGCAUCACUUCAAUACCCACCUACCAGGACAUUACUCAGCGAUGUUUCUCAACGCGCUAUACCACGCGUGCAUUACACUCAUACCAUCCCUGGACGACCCUCUCAGCCAACAGAUUUUCACUAGAGCCGCGAUAGGACUCCGUCGGGAGCCGCUAGAUCUGCCAGGACUAGUCUUUCCAAUCCGGGGGAUCGAGGCAGUUGCCCGAGGCAUGAAGAAAAGGAUACCUCCUGCGGCAAAGGCUUCGUUCAUUGCGAUCAAAGAACCAAUCGACACAGGCGAUAUCCUUAUCGAGUAUGGGUUUCCAUCGAAGCUAGAGUAUGUACAGAAUGGGCCCGAAGACGCAUCAAAAAGCGAUGGUGAUACGAGGGGAAGACUUAAUGCUCUGAUUCACAGGUGGAACGCUCUUACGCUGUAA
Molecule: messenger RNA, 1188 nt
Organism: Ascochyta rabiei
Lineage: Eukaryota; Fungi; Ascomycota; Dothideomycetes; Pleosporales; Didymellaceae
Exons: 3
Coding region: 1-1188 (395 amino acids)
Source: RefSeq, a predicted model, not a curated record